Molecule: messenger RNA, 1503 nt
Organism: Glarea lozoyensis ATCC 20868
Lineage: Eukaryota; Fungi; Ascomycota; Leotiomycetes; Helotiales; Helotiaceae
Product: Phosphoglycerate mutase-like protein
Exons: 3
Coding region: 1-1503 (500 amino acids)
Molecular function (GO): phosphatase activity
Source: RefSeq, a predicted model, not a curated record
AUGGGGAAGCCUCGCAUGAUUAUACUUAUUCGACAUGCUCAGAGUGAAGGAAACAAAAACCGCGAUAUCCACCAGACAAUCCCUGAUCACCGAGUAAAACUAACCCAGGAUGGGUGGACACAAGCCUACGAGGCCGGACGACGUCUACGCACUCUUCUCCGCGCCGAUGACACCCUUCACUUCUUUACUUCUCCAUAUCGACGUACGCGAGAAACUACAGAAGGAAUUCUCUCUACCCUCACCUCAGACGAACCCUCCCCAUCCCCGUUCCCCAGACAUUCUAUAAAGGUGUAUGAAGAACCACGGCUGAGAGAACAGGACUUUGGAAACUUCCAGCCAUGUAGUGCGGAGAUGGAGAGGAUGUGGCAGGAGCGUGCAGAUUAUGGUCAUUUCUUUUAUAGAAUUCCUAACGGCGAGUCUGCGGCCGAUGCGUAUGAUCGUGUUAGUGGUUUCAAUGAGAGUCUCUGGAGGCAGUUUGGGGAAGAGGAUUGUGCGAGCGUGUGUGUUCUUGUGACUCACGGACUGAUGAGUCGUGUUUUUCUGAUGAAAUGGUACCAUUUCAGCGUCGAAUACUUUGAAGAUCUCAGAAACGUCAAUCACUGCGAAUUCCUGAUUAUGCGAAAGAAGGAGGAUUCAGGGAAAUACAUCCUUGAGAAUAACCUACGAACUUGGUCAGAACUGAAGCGAGAACGCAUAGCCGCUGCGGCAACGAAGGAAAAGUCCGGCUCAAGUACCCAUCUAUCUGAAAAAGACAAGGAAAAGGAGAAGAAACUACUUGAUGCUGCAGCUGGAACUUCAUCGCCUAUACCAGUUCGUAAGAAGUGGGGAGGAUGCCCAAAUGGAUGUGAUCAUGGAAAACAUUACUACAAGAAAGAAAACUCCAUGCAUGCCAUGCAGCUCAAUGGCAAGCCACUGAAUCACAGCUCUCCUGGCACUUCACCAAUUGCCGGACCUGGCGAGUCUCUCGCCUCACGCCGUCCAGCUGCUCGCCGCUGGCAAUCGUCUAGCGAAGAAGAAGACGACCCUAGGGGCCGUCUGGGUCCCCCAGCUGUCGAUGUGCAAAGAUCAUUAGACGAAGUAAUUUCAAGUCCUGAUGGAACACCUUCCUUCAUCACGGUCGACGGUCGUCUACGGAACCACAUCCACUCUCCGCCCCUUAAUAAAGACACCCUUCUUGUACGAGGUGGUCGCGAUUUUGGCGGAUCUGCGUCUGGAAAUACGAGUCAGGCGGGCUCUGACACGGAAUUCAGCGCUGAAGAGGACGCUCGCAAGCGUCUAGCGAAUGGAAGAGGUUUCGCGCACCUCAAAAGCGAAAAGAGAGAACAGAGUGGGAUGAGGAAGAGCGCGAUGGCUGAUGCUCUGGGCGACCAGAUUGACGUCGGGAGUGAUGCUGGCUCUGAAGCGGAACCUGAGAACGAAGCAAGCGCGGAGCUUGAGGAAAGUUUGGUGAAAUUGGAGAAGGAGGAGAAGAGGGAUAAAAGUUUGAGAGGGAGUGUCUACUAA